UGUUGACACGGUUCACAAUGCUCUUGCCGAUACCUUCGCUGAAGAUGACUUUUGGAAUAAGGGAACAUCAAAGUUUUCCAUCGGCAUUAAGAUGUUCUAAGUGCCUUAUACUGAACAUGUGAAAGCAUCACAGGGCCUGAACUCCAACAUGGUUAAGGACACUACCCAGGAGUACCAAAAUACAUCAGCUAAGCUGCUUAUGAAGUCUUCCAGAAAAUAGCCUUUUCUUCUUCCUCUGUCUAACUGUCUAUCCUUUGUCCAUAACUCUUACCCUUUAAACAUUCACCUCUGCCCUAACCUCCUUACCCCUAACCUCACACUGAACUUUCAGAAUCACAUCUCUGGAUGAGAAAGGAAGACACCACAAAUAAAAACAACCAGACAAAAUGGCCGUCUUAAAGGUGACAUUUACCAAGACCAAUCGGGGCAAGCUGGCUCAGGUCUUGUGGGUGCUCAACUGGAUUUCUGUGGUGACAGGCAUUAUCCUCUUCAGCCUGGGUCUUUUUCUCAAGAUAGAGAUUCAAAAGCGUCGGGAAUUGAUGUCGGGCCAUGAGAUCCGCUCUGUGCCCAACAUGCUCAUCGCCACAGGCCUGGUGGCCUGCUGCAUCAACUUCCUGGGUGGCAAGAUCUGCUACGACUGCGUCGACACCAACAAGUUCCUGCGCUGGAAGCUCUUGAUGCUUCCGUACAUCGUGUGUACCUUCUUCUUCACCUUCUGCAUCCUCGUGGGGGCCCUCAUGUGCUACACCAUGCAUAACCAACUGGAGGAGUCGCUGUUUCAGGGGUUGCGCGGUGCCAUGCGUUACUACAAAGACACGGAUACGCCAGGUCGAUGUUACCUCAAGCGCACCGUGGACAUGUUGCAAAUCCAGUUCCAGUGUUGCGGAAAUGUGGGUCACCGCGAUUGGUUCCACAUCCAGUGGAUCAGUAAUCGCUACCUAGAUAUGACCAGCAGUGAAGUCUCUGACCGUUUCAGAAGCAACGUGGAGGGGAAGUACCUCAUGGACGCCGUCCCUUUCAGCUGCUGCAACACCUACUCUCCGAGACCCUGUAUACAGCAGCAGGUCACCAACAACUCAGCCCACUACAACUACGACUACCAGACUGAGGAUCGCAACCUGUGGAAGAGAGGCUGCCACCAGGCCCUGCUCGACCACUACACCAACAUCAUGCAGUCCAUCGGCUGUACCGUGCUCAUCAUCUGGCUGUUCGAGCUUUUGGUGUUAACAGGCGUGCGCUACCUCCAGACGGCCAUGGAGAACGUUCUACGGCUGGGUGAUCUGGACUCUGAGUCGGACGGCUGGCUCCUGGAGAACAGCAUCGCUGAGACGGCCCGCUCCAACUUCAACAUUAUCAAGAACCUCGGCAAGUGCUACCAGGUGGACGAUGACCCUAACAUCAACGUGCCCAGUGUUGCCCAACAAGAGGUGCCCACUCGUCAGAUUCCCGUGGCCAGCUAACAUCGCCCAGCACUGUUCGACUGACCGGAAUUGAACAAGGAAUUGGAUUGAAUUCAUUGACCAUUGACCACAGCUAUGUCCGAUGACAGAUGUGUCUGAGGAAGGAAGAUAUGUCUAAGUAGGCUUACAACUGUGUGUGGACUCAAACAGGAUUAGCCGUGGGGGCAUGUCAACUCAAACACAGAUGAACUGUCAAACUUUAAACAAAAGUAAAGGACCUGCCAGUGCUUGAAUAUGAUUGAAUAUCUGCCUCUUCUGAAAUGAUACUGAAAAAGUCAGUCUGAACACGUUGUCUUUUUGCAAAUUCUGUCCUUGUGCCAUACUCAGAAAUGGAAUUGGACUUUCAUUAGGCCUAAGAAGAACUAUGGCUAUCUAAAAUAAGAGACCCACUGCUCAGUUUAGCACAUUGUUUAGCACUUGUAGCUGACAUGGUUCGUUUGGGACACGUAACACAGUUUGAAGAUUGUGGGAUGAAGUUACAAUAAGAGGCAUUUUAACUCUGCAGACAGAAACAACAACAGCAAAUUUGAAUUGCCUUCAACUGUUAUGUUAAUAUUCUGCAAAGUUUAGACUUCACAUAGUCAUAGACUCGAAAGAGCAGUUUUAUUCAGCUAUUUCAGCUAUUUAUUUCAUGGACUGGAUCCAUUGUCAUGAAGUUGGACUGAACAUGGAUGUGAAAUGUCUGUUUCUUUAGACCUUCAAUUUAGACAGAUCUCCAGUACUGUAGACCAGUUGACAUUUCUCUUGUGCCUCUGCCCACACAGGACAUAAAAGGGCAGCCUUAAUAAAAAAACAAGGGUUUUUACAAUGU
This is a messenger RNA of Osmerus eperlanus (European smelt), 2271 nucleotides long. It is a transcript of the gene prph2lb, whose product is annotated as peripherin 2-like b. The record is from RefSeq and is a predicted model, not a curated record. NCBI's taxonomy places the organism in Eukaryota, Metazoa, Chordata, Actinopteri, Osmeriformes, Osmeridae. Gene Ontology annotation, biological process: visual perception. The coding region runs from base 387 to 1460 and encodes 357 amino acids. Gene Ontology annotation, cellular component: plasma membrane. The transcript has 4 exons.